GAACUUGAAGUAAUGCGUUUGGAAGAUUUUAAUUCUAACCUCACUCAUUGCUUUGAUUUGUUUAAUAUUUGAUUAAUUUGAGCAACAAAUCCUUUAAUUAUAUUGGAGUAGUAUUAAAAUAUGGCUUUAGUAGCGUACGACAGCAACAGUGACAGCGAGUAUGAAGAAGAGGCAGAGUCCGAUUCUCUCUGUAAUGGUACAGUAACACUAACAAAGUCUCUAUUGCCUUCCGAUUCCAAUAUUGCACCUCAAAAUGACCAGAGGAAUUUGUUUUCGACUUUACCUCCUCCACAAGAAGUUGAAAAUGAGGUAAUUGAAGAAGUUGAAGACGAAUUUCUACAAAAAACAGAAGAGGUUACUGAAAAACCAAAAAAACGGAUUAGAAUAGACAUACCUACCCUUGACUACAGCAGUGACGAAGACGAAAAGCCAGUCGAAAGGAAAUCAAAACAAAAAGUUUCAGGAUUAUUCACAUUACUGCCCCCGCCUAAAGGUACCCCAUUGUCGAGCACAAGUUUUGUACCCAACGUUCUUCAAAAGAGGAAUAGUAAAAAACCGCCACCUUCGAAAACUCCACAGAAAAGAAAAGUGGCAGAAGACACAACUCCAAAACCUACUCCCAUUUCAUUAAUUAAAAAUGGGUCGGACUCGACAGACGACGAAGAGUUUGAAAUUCCCGAAACAUACGAUGAUGCAACUUGGCAGGAAGUUUGUGGACGAAAGAAGAAAAAACUGCAGAAACCGCCAGCUGAACCAGAACCGGAGCAAGUGAAAGUAACGGAAACUGUCGAAGCUGCUCCCGAUGUCGAUCAGCCGUACAAAGGACUCGAUAAUAAAGCUUUCAAAGAGUUACUGGGAAAUACCAAAAGAAUCCCCAGAAACGUUAAGCUAAUUGACAUCCACGAAGAUGCCAUUAGACCUGACAAAGAGGUUUGGUUAAGGUCACUAACAGAUCCAGAUCUCGAAGCUGAACCUGUCAUAGAAAAAACAGUAGAUAGUACGAGAAAGGUGAAGAAUCACAUUACUGCGUUAGCACAAAAAGCACUGGCGAACGAUAAGGAACUCCAGAAAACAUGGUCCGAAAAUAGGUAUAAUCGCAAACAAACGCAAGCAAAAUACGGAUUUUAAGUUGUCUUCUUUUUAAUUAUCAAUGUUUGUUUAAGUAGAUUAGUUUUCUUAGCUGUACAUCUGUAUAAACAAAUUUUACAAUAAAAAUUAGUAUUUAGGUAUUGUUUA
This is a messenger RNA of Photinus pyralis (common eastern firefly), 1236 nucleotides long. RefSeq names its product proline-rich protein PRCC. Bases 121 to 1128 code for a protein of 335 amino acids. The record is from RefSeq and is a predicted model, not a curated record. The transcript is spliced from 3 exons. Gene Ontology annotation, cellular component: nucleus. Lineage: Eukaryota; Metazoa; Arthropoda; Insecta; Coleoptera; Lampyridae.